Molecule: messenger RNA, 462 nt
Organism: Penicillium malachiteum
Lineage: Eukaryota; Fungi; Ascomycota; Eurotiomycetes; Eurotiales; Aspergillaceae
Exons: 1
Coding region: 1-462 (153 amino acids)
Source: RefSeq, a predicted model, not a curated record
AUGACAGAAAAGCUUGCACAGACAGCCAUUAACGGCGAAAAAGACCCAUUCCUAAUUACGACGAAGGAAAUUCUAGGUUUCUGUCUGAUGAGAGAUCACCAACUGAUCCCGACCGGCGAUGAAUUAAAAGAGCCAGAGCAGGUGAUACAUGCCAGUGGUAAAAGACCAGUUGUUCUCCCUGGAUCUUCGAGAAAUAAACAUGAAGAGAAGGUUCAAUGGGCACGAUUAUGGGAGAGGAUCUUCAUGGGGGUAUGUGGUGGUGUGGCACUCAUCGCGCCUAUGCUUCUCAUGGUUCUGCACAAAUCUCGAGCCACUACACUGGCAACGACUAGUGUGGCUACCAUUCUUUUUGCGCUGAUGUUAGCUUUACUUGGAAAGAAUUUGCGAGGACAGGAUGUGCUGGCUGCAGUUGCUGCAUAUGCGGCGGUGUUGGUUGUCUUUGUAGGAGCCAGCUCAACUUGA